CUUCAGGGAACCAAAAGCUCCACCAUUUAACAUGAGUCGGGUGAAUGGCAGCAGUCCACAGGAGUUCAUCCUCUUAGGGUUUUCAGAUCGGCCAUGGCUAGAGCUGCCCCUCUUUGUGGUGUUCCUGGUUUCCUACAUCCUGACCAUCUUUGGCAAUAUGGCGAUAAUUCUUGUGUCCCGCCUGGAUGCCAAACUCCACACCCCCAUGUACUUUUUUCUUACCAACCUCUCCCUCCUGGACCUCUGCUAUACCACAAGUACAGUUCCCCAGAUGCUCAUAAACAUCCGCAGCACCAGGAAGGUGAUUAGCUACAGUGGCUGCGUGGCCCAGCUUUUCAUUUUCCUGGCCUUGGGUUGCACGGAAUGUUUUCUCCUGGGCGUCAUGUCCUUUGACAGGUUUGUAGCCAUCUGUCGGCCUCUCCAUUACUCGGUCAUCAUGCACCAAAGGCUCUGCCUCCAGUUGGCCGCUGCAUGUUGGAUCAGUGGCUUCAGCAACUCAGUAUUACAGUCCACGUGGACCCUUCAGAUGCCACGGUGUGGUCACAAGGAAGUGGAUCACUUCUUCUGUGAAGUCCCUGCUCUGCUCAAGCUGUCCUGUGUGGACACGACAGCAAAUGAAGCUGAACUCUUCUUCAUUAGCGUGCUGUUCCUCUUAAUACCCCUAAUUCUCAUCCUUAUAUCAUACGCUUUCAUUGUCCAAGCAGUGUUGAGAAUAAGGUCAGCUGAAGGUCGAAGAAAGGCAUUCGGGACGUGUGGUUCCCACCUCAUUGUGGUGACGCUGUUUUAUGGUACUGCCAUCUACAUGUAUCUGCAGCCACCGUCCCCUGCCUCCAAGGACCGGGGAAAGAUGGUGUCCCUUUUCUAUGGGAUCAUCACACCCAUGCUGAACCCCCUCAUCUACACACUCAGGAACAAAGAGGUAAAGGGAGCAUUCAGGAGGUUGAUUGCAAGGGUCCUCUCCAUCAAAAAAUAA
This is a messenger RNA of Nannospalax galili (Upper Galilee mountains blind mole rat), 973 nucleotides long. Its product is annotated as olfactory receptor 2B2-like. The transcript has a single exon. Gene Ontology annotation, biological process: G protein-coupled receptor signaling pathway. NCBI's taxonomy places the organism in Eukaryota, Metazoa, Chordata, Mammalia, Rodentia, Spalacidae. Bases 32 to 973 code for a protein of 313 amino acids. Gene Ontology annotation, molecular function: olfactory receptor activity; G protein-coupled receptor activity. The record is from RefSeq and is a predicted model, not a curated record. Gene Ontology annotation, cellular component: membrane.